This is a messenger RNA of Drosophila willistoni, 2377 nucleotides long. RefSeq names its product transcription factor collier (gene kn). NCBI's taxonomy places the organism in Eukaryota, Metazoa, Arthropoda, Insecta, Diptera, Drosophilidae. The transcript has 11 exons. Gene Ontology annotation, biological process: regulation of transcription by RNA polymerase II. Bases 230 to 1951 code for a protein of 573 amino acids. The record is from RefSeq and is a predicted model, not a curated record. Gene Ontology annotation, molecular function: DNA-binding transcription factor activity, RNA polymerase II-specific; RNA polymerase II cis-regulatory region sequence-specific DNA binding.
CGCGUUAGCCACAACAGCUAUCACCACGGCUGCCACCAUAGCAUCCACGCCCGCCUCCAGCAACUACUCGAAAGUCAGCGAUUACCCGUACGCUGAUCUUCACCAGCAUCAUACGCAUCACUUCGCUAGCACAGCGCCCCUGACCAGCGCGGAAAGCUUCAAGCUGCGUUCUGAGGAGCCAGUGCCGGGCUUUAGCUCGGCCUCUCCAUGGCCCACGCUGGAGCUGGGCAUGGAAUGGGGACGCAAAUUGUAUCCGUCCGCCGGCCCCAGAUCGGCGGGCGGUCUGAUGUUUGGUCUCCCACCCACAGCGGCAGAUAUGAACCAGCCGCGUGGCCCCAUGACAUCCCUUAAAGAGGAACCUCUAGGUGGCCGAUGGGCCAUGCAGCCAGUCGUCGAUCAGACCAACUUGGGCAUAGGUCGAGCACAUUUCGAGAAGCAGCCGCCAAGUAAUCUACGUAAAUCGAAUUUCUUUCACUUUGUGAUUGCUCUCUAUGAUCGUGCCGGACAGCCCAUUGAGAUUGAACGCACAGCAUUCAUUGGAUUCAUUGAAAAGGACUCGGAAUCGGAUGCCACAAAGACAAACAAUGGCAUUCAGUAUCGACUGCAGUUACUCUAUGCGAAUGGUGCCCGACAGGAACAGGAUAUAUUUGUUCGUCUCAUCGAUUCGGUGACAAAACAAGCCAUUAUCUAUGAGGGUCAGGAUAAGAAUCCGGAAAUGUGUCGGGUACUUCUGACACACGAAGUGAUGUGCAGCCGCUGCUGUGAUAAGAAGAGCUGUGGUAACCGCAACGAGACACCAUCGGACCCCGUCAUUAUUGAUCGUUUUUUCCUUAAAUUCUUUUUGAAGUGCAAUCAAAAUUGCCUGAAAAAUGCCGGCAAUCCACGGGACAUGCGAAGAUUUCAGGUUGUCAUUUCCACUCAAGUGGCUGUGGAUGGGCCAUUGCUGGCGAUCUCGGAUAACAUGUUCGUUCACAACAAUUCGAAGCAUGGAAGACGUGCCAAGCGACUGGAUACAACGGAAGGUACAGGCAACACAUCCCUGUCCAUAUCCGGUCACCCCCUAGCGCCCGACAGUACCUACGAUGGUCUCUAUCCACCGUUGCCCGUGGCCACGCCCUGUAUUAAGGCGAUCUCACCCAGCGAGGGUUGGACAACGGGCGGAGCCACUGUCAUAAUAGUCGGGGACAAUUUCUUUGAUGGCCUUCAAGUGGUUUUUGGCACCAUGCUGGUGUGGAGUGAGCUGAUCACCUCGCAUGCCAUCCGAGUCCAGACCCCGCCAAGGCAUAUACCCGGUGUUGUGGAGGUGACGCUCUCCUAUAAGAGCAAGCAGUUCUGCAAGGGAUCGCCCGGACGCUUUGUCUAUGUCUCAGCUCUCAAUGAACCCACCAUUGACUACGGUUUCCAGCGCCUGCAGAAGCUAAUACCGCGCCAUCCCGGCGAUCCGGAGAAACUGCAAAAGGAGAUUAUCCUUAAGCGCGCCGCCGAUCUGGUCGAAGCUCUCUAUUCAAUGCCCCGAUCACCAGGAGGCUCCACCGGCUUUAAUUCAUAUGCUGGUCAGCUGGCAGUUAGUGUCCAAGACGGAUCCGGCCAAUGGACCGAGGAUGACUAUCAGCGCGCCCAGUCGAGCAGUGUGAGUCCUCGAGGUGGCUACUGCAGCAGCGCCUCUACGCCGCACAGUUCGGGUGGCUCGUAUGGCGCCUCGGCAGCCACUUCCGCGGUGUCGGCCUCAGCUAAUGGUUAUGCUCCCGCACCCAACAUGGGCACACUGUCCUCCUCUCCGGGCAGUGUAUUCAACUCCACGUCAAUGUCCGUGUCGUCGACCUGGCAUCAGGCGUUUGUGCAACAUCAUCAGGCAGCUGCCGUUGCUGCCACCCAUCCGCAUCACUAUCCGCAUCCGCACCAGCCAUGGCACAAUCCAGCCACGGCAUCAGCUACUGCGACGGCCGUUUAAGCACUCAGUCAGAGGAUGAGAGUGAGGAUGAGGACGAACAGGAGAGCAGCAGCAGCAUCAGCACUAGCACCAGCAACAGGAACAGGAACACCAUCAGAGCCAAUGACAUUUUUGUUGAAAUUAAAUACUCCAAACGACCAAUUGCCCGACCGCCCGCUUAUCUACCCAAAGAACAGACACGAACCCAUUCAGUUACACACAUAUCGGACAGAAAGUUCUCGGAAAACGUCCUGGGAAUGGGUGAAACCGGACAACAUCGAGCGUCGAGCCGUCGAGUGGAUGUAAUUGAGCUUACACCUAUGUACACUACUUCCACAUCCAACACCACUACCACAACAUGAAAACUACACACGAUUAACGGAGUUAGCAGUUUAAGCUUCAAUCCCUUCGCCCUGCCCACCUGUAAUACCCAGGGCUAUAGCACCA